AUGGAGGAAAAUCAAGCUUUUCCAAAAGUCGAUUUACACUAUAAUGGUACUUUUGUGCCUAAUCCAUUAGUGUAUUUUUCUCCAGAAGUACUACGACUGAAUGAAGAUGCAAACGAGUUUGUUUUCUCCGAUUUCAUCAAAUAUGUUGAGAAGCUUAUCGAUUUUCAGUGCGAGCAUGUGUAUUACUGUAUACCUGAAGUGAGAUUGAGUGAGGGGAUCCAAACACUACAAAAUGAAUGUGACUACUCUGAGUUUCUUGAGGCUUCAAAUGCUAACAGACAUGUGGAUGUGUAUAUUGACCAUGAUAAUGAACCUAUAUUUGUGUGGAUUCAAAAAGAAGAACCAGACGAUGAAGAACUUGUGUAUUCAGAAGAAGAUGUCGACUCUGUUUUGGCAGAUGAUGAGAACUGUGAACAUGAAGAGGAUGAAUCUGUUACAUCAAGAAAAAGAAUCUUAAAAAGAACCUAUAAUGAUAAGUUUUUGAACAAGUUAUGUCCAGUAGUUGUUGCAGAUGAAGAUGAAGAAGGCAAUGAACUUCCAGCUGUCUACCCUAGGCAUGAUGCUACUCAGGAAUGGAGGAAGAUGAAGCCUGAACUAGGUCCAAGUAAAGCAAGAAAGAAGAGUAAUGCAAAAAAUUGUCCUUCACAAGCAGGUCCAAGCACUCCAGCUCCAAGUGCUCCAACACAUGUCAAUCAAGAUACUUUGACUCAAGAGCAUGUCCCUGUGAAUCAGGAGCUUGUCAUUCAAGAGCAUGUCCCUGUGAAUCAAGAGCUUUUCAUUCAAGAGAAUGUCCCUGUGAAUCAAGAGCAUGUGAAUGAAGAUCAUGUGAAUCAAGUUCCUGUGAAUGAAGUACAUAUCAACCAAUAUCCUGUGAAUCCAAUACCUGUUAACCAAGUGCCUGUGAAUCUUGGUGUUAGAGUGCCUAAGAGCCUUGGUGUUAGAGCAAGGAAGCCUUUAGAGAGAAUCAACAAGAUACAAAUUAGGAAGCAGGUUUUUCGAAAGGAUGGCAAAGGAGUGACUGAGGACAACGCAAUUACUUUAGAGUGA
Lactuca virosa is the source of this 1047-nucleotide messenger RNA. NCBI's taxonomy places the organism in Eukaryota, Viridiplantae, Streptophyta, Magnoliopsida, Asterales, Asteraceae. The record is from the annotation of a GenBank genome assembly.